AUGUCAACCGGCUCAUCCGACCCCUUCUGGGAGCGACGGUGCCGGCUUGAGCGGGACUACAACAUGGGAUUUUCGCCGAUCACUUCCAAGUACGACCCCUUUUCGGUCACUCUAUAUUUCGAUGUAGUGCUACCCAUGGCAGCCCCGACUAUCCACGAAAUAACCUGCCAGAUAACUUACCAAAUCGAACAGUGUCUACAAACCCGCGCUUACCGGCGGACUACUAUUUUGCUGCCACCGACGAAAACUCGCAUGAGUGUCACGUUCGACCUACGCAGGUUCGGACCUGUCCACGAUCCGAGAAAAACGACCCCGCAACUGAUUUACAAGGCCAUCAUCAAAGAGCUUCAGCGAUAUGAUAAUGACUGUCGCAAAUUCACGAAAUUGGAGAGGAGGUAUCAGAUUGGGGAAGGGAUGGCUCCAUACCUUUGCGUACAAAUGGAACCACGUAAGGAAUUCUGA
This is a messenger RNA of Aspergillus melleus, 462 nucleotides long. RefSeq lists its product as uncharacterized. Lineage: Eukaryota; Fungi; Ascomycota; Eurotiomycetes; Eurotiales; Aspergillaceae. The coding region runs from base 1 to 462 and encodes 153 amino acids. The transcript has a single exon. The record is from RefSeq and is a predicted model, not a curated record.